AUGGCAGUUUUGGUGAAAACUUGUUGCUGCGGGUGCAGUCUACGAACAGGUGUUAUGAUUCUCGGAAUCUUCGGCCUAGUAAGUUUUAGCAAAGAUUAAUUACAUAAAACUCUGAAGUAUCCCUCUGCUUUCAUACCUUUUUGAAGAAACUGCUAGCUUUUAGUUCCGCAGAAAAUAACUAAAGCGGAGAUUAACUGCGCGAAAGUUCGUUCCAUCUCUUAAAAAAUUUCUGUAGGUUUUAGUGCAUAGUUUCUGUCUGUUCAAAAACGAUCCAGGUGUUGCUAACCGUACAAAUUAUAUUUUCAGUGCCAAGGCAUUUGCGUAUUCUGGCAUUUCAGAACGAGAAAUUGUAACCUUCUUAACGUUUACUAAGUCAAAAAAUAAUAAUUCAAGCAGUUUGGUUUGCUGAGACUGUGUUCUGUGGUUUUUUAAUUCUUUUCUUUCCUGUUUUUAAAUUACAUGUUGCAUUUGCAAGUCUUACAUGUAAGUGAACAAAAGAUCCUCGGGAGUGUCUGAGCGAAGAAGAAUUAGUUUAAUAUGUCAAGUAGUUCAAUUUAUUUUAAACCUGAUUCCUAAUUCCUUCCGUAUCUAUAUUACAGAUUGUAUCAGCAUAUUCAAUUUAUCAACAAAGUCAUGACAUUAAAGUUUACAAGCUUCUGGAAAAAAACGUCGAUGAAUUCAGCCAAAAUUCGCCUUCCAGCAAAAGCAAAAAGCUUUUUCUAGGUAUUACAUCUUACUUUUGUCUUGUUUCGUAAAUAUGCUAGGAAGAACACAUGUUUAGGAUGAAAUUGUCUGCUGUUGAAAGAUUAUCCAAUGUGUAAUAUACAUUUUACCAUUGCGAUCUUGCUGCGAUCUUCCGUGAAAUUAGCACCGUAAAAGUGACGUUCAACCCGCGUUUUAUGGAAAUGUUCAGCAUACUUUAUGGGAGAUGUACCUUCCCGGCCUUGCUUUUGUCUCAUCAAAUCUUUCAAAAAGCUCAAUUGAGCUUGCAGGAGAGCAAGUCUGACAGGUUUGAGAAUAGUCUCAGUUUGGCACUCCUGAUUAAAUUCGUGCCAUGCACGGCUAAGAAAGGUUGAGGGGUUUUUGAGUUAUUUCCCAACACUAAAGACUUUUUUACCCACGGUGGAUUCGAAGGAAAUAAAAAGUUCCCUAAAGUAGAGAAUGACUUUGGAUGUUCGUUCGUUAAAAUAAUCCAUUGACAAUGAUUCCGGAGACAAAACAUUUGAUUUGACGAAGGGACUGUACUACUAAGUGCUAUCCUGCACGAACUAAUACAACAGGGGGAAUGUAUUUGAAUCCACAAGCAGCCAUUGAACAUCCUCUAUCUUCCAUCUUCCAUGCAUUGAUUGAUUGAUUGAUUGAUUUUUCUUGUCUAACGCUCAUCUCUUUAGUGAUCAUCACACUGGGUUACGUUAACCUCGCAUUCAAAGUGAUCUCACUGUUGGUGAACCUGUUACUUCUGGGAUCAAGUUGCUCAGUAAGUCCAACAUUACAAUUGUCCUGUAACAAGAACACAAAUUAAGUAUAUAACUGAAAAUUAUCGGAGAAGAUUUGAGAUUGUGACAAAACUUUGUCUUAGUGGGUCAUAAUAAUUCAUCUUUUAGAUAGUGGGUCAUAAUAAUUCAUCUUUUAGAAAUGUGAAAACUAGCUGUAAGAUUUUGCGACGGAGCUAGCUUUUCGACGCCAGCCAGAUUUAACAUUGGUUUUAUUUCAUUUAACUGUUCCUGUUUUCUUUGGUUUUUUUUUUCAUUGAUUAGGCAUUACUUACCAAUAGUUCAGUCUGGCCUAGUUAAUAUCAGUUACGGUGUUAUCAUCUUCAUAAUUCGGGGCUCGGGGAAUAAUUGUUAAUUGGUAUCUACCACACAAUUGCAAAAAAAAAAAAAUGUUUAUGUUUUUCAAAGUGCCGAAAAAUAGUUGUUGUUCUUUUCCGUCGCAGGGUGACUCGCGCUUGGCAUUUCCUUGGCUUGGGUGGAGUAUGUUCGAGCUCUUCUUCAAUUUUGGAUUGAUCGCAUUUUUUAUUAUCGUCAUCAGAGGGGUAAAUUGAAACAAAAAUUUGUAUUGAGUGUCAGACGAAAAUUUUCGACGGACUUAUUACUGAACAUGAUUUAUGAUUUAUGCCAUAGUUUGCAUUCUUCUUGCUUCUCUACGGCAUUGAAUGGCUGCUGUCGGUAAGUUUUGUUGCACUCCUAGAGCAAUUUUCAAUUGAGUAUUGCUAGUAAUUCGAGAUUUCAUAGCUGUUGAUUAGCUUUGUUCCAUGAUCGGUUCAGAAAAACCACGCCAUCCUAUUUUUCAUUUCCUCCUCAAGAUCUACUUCAUCGUGGUGGUGUAUUCGUACAUCGAAGACCUUGGUCGAGAUCCAAUUCCACCUGGAAACAUUGAACAGGCGGAACCACCCCUUGGAAUGUCCACUGCUCAAUUUCCAUUAAAUGUAAUUUAUCCAUCGGGAACAAGUUCCACUUUUUCUUCCUCCUUUGACAGGCGGCAACCAAAGUCAAGUGGUAAUUACAUUUCCGUUGUUUCAAUGCUCCGUAAACUGCGAAACCAAAUUCGCCAAAUUUUACUAGGUAAAAAUUAGCUCUGAUAGCAUCUGCUAACGAACCAGCAUUUCAUCUGGGAGAAAUAGUGGUCGCUUUUCUUCAGUUAUAAUGUUGUGACCCUCGAGAAGUGCCUCAAAAUUUUUUUGACUAUGUAAUAUGACCUCAGUAUUCUGAUUUUGUAACAGUAAAAAAACUGAAAGCUUAUCUCAGCUCUAUGCCUUAAGACGGCGUUUCUAUCUAGUCGAAUCCAUGCAAGCAGAGGGUACCAAUUUAGAAUUUUUUAAUCCCUGGCCAAGUAUUCCCUUCUCUGCAAAGUAUUAGUGGUCUCUGGGGGUUCACAGGUUCAAAUGAUUACUCUGCUGGUCAGUUUAUUGGAUUUCCUCGCUCAUUAGUGCUCAGUCACAAUCUCGCGAGAUUUGAGCUGGCGAGCGAUGCGAACGUGCGAGAGGUCUAA
This is a messenger RNA of Pocillopora meandrina, 2991 nucleotides long. NCBI's taxonomy places the organism in Eukaryota, Metazoa, Cnidaria, Anthozoa, Scleractinia, Pocilloporidae. The record is from the annotation of a GenBank genome assembly.